Sebastes umbrosus (honeycomb rockfish) is the source of this 7692-nucleotide messenger RNA. It is a transcript of the gene tjp1a, whose product is annotated as tight junction protein 1a. Gene Ontology annotation, biological process: cell-cell junction organization; cell-cell adhesion; protein localization to cell-cell junction. The record is from RefSeq and is a predicted model, not a curated record. Lineage: Eukaryota; Metazoa; Chordata; Actinopteri; Perciformes; Sebastidae. Gene Ontology annotation, cellular component: bicellular tight junction; plasma membrane. The coding region runs from base 479 to 6016 and encodes 1845 amino acids. Gene Ontology annotation, molecular function: cell adhesion molecule binding. The transcript is spliced from 33 exons.
CUACCUCGCAGACGUUUUGGGUGCCACCGCCGCUGCAUCCAUCCUAUCUCUCUGUCGCUUGUUUGUCUCUUUCUCUUGACUCUUUUUACUCAACAACUGGAGACAAACCGGGGUUAAACAAAACAACAAAAAAAAGAAAAAAGCAGAAAAAGUGGGCGCUCCGGAGGCGAUCCACAACAACAAUGAGCCUCUCCUGACUAAAAACUGAAUGGAUUAAGCCAAUCUAUUCUGAGCGCUAAUGAGAUUAGAGCCAUGAUGGGUCUCAGCGGCGGCAGAGUGGUACCUUUCCUUCAGCUCCUCGGGGAACAUUUCCCCUCUCAACACACCUCCUCCUCCAGACGUGGAAAUGGCGCUUUUGCUACUGAAGAGGAUGCCUCCAUCGGGAUAAUAACAGACCUUUGAAUGCACGCUCACCUGUGCACCUUCUGUGGCGCGCGGAUUCCUAGAAGAAGAAGAAGUAGUAGAAGAAGUAGUAAAUAUGAAGUACCAGAAAUAUAUCACGGUGAUGCAGAUGGCCAUGGGAGUGACAGCCUCCAACAAAGACUGCCUCCCCGUUAAGAGACAGCUGUGGGUGACCCCGCAAGAUGAAGAAACGUCCCCUACAGGUGAUCCCGGGUGUUCAGACGGGUCUACAGGUGCUACAGGUGGAGCUGGUGCUAUGGCAAUGCCUGCCACCUCCACCCUCUCGUUGCCCAUGAGCCAGGGGAAACCUUCCCUGCGUCGCAUCAAAGGCCGCAUUCACCGCAGCAAGAGCCUGGACAGUAUGGAUCUGCUCGACUCCAAUAGUGCAGCGAUGGAGGAAACGGUCAUAUGGGAACAGCACACAGUGACCCUUCACAGGGCCCCAGGUUUUGGGUUUGGUAUUGCCAUCUCAGGUGGGCGAGACAACCCUCAUUUCCAGAGUGGGGAGACGUCCAUUGUGAUAUCUGAUGUGCUGAAAGGAGGUCCUGCAGAGGGACUGCUACAAGAAAAUGAUCGAGUGGUGAUGGUCAAUGCAGUCUCUAUGGACAACGUAGAGCAUGCCUACGCAGUGCAGCAGCUCCGAAAGAGUGGCAAAAAUGCAAAGAUAACUAUUCGUCGCAAAAGGAAAGUGCAGCUCCCUGUUUCUCGGCCAGGGGACAGGGAGACCAUGUCAGAGCACGAGGAAGAGGACAGUGACGAGGAGGAUGGCUAUGAUCAUGAUCACGAUCACGAUCACGAUCACCACAGUGGGCGUGGUAGCCAAAGUGCCUAUGGAGGAGCAAGCGGAGGCACGGGCACUGGCAGGCGUCAGGAUCGUGAGCGUAGCAGCAGUGGCAGGCGGGAUCACAGUGCCUCGCGGGAGAGGAGCGUCUCACCGCGCUCCGAUCGCCGAUCAACAACCUCCUCUGCUGCACCCAGGCCUGCCAAGGUCACCCUCGUCAAGUCCCGCAAAAAUGAAGUAGAAUAUGGACUGCGGUUGGCCAGCCACAUCUUUGUGAAGGACAUCUCUCCUGAGAGCCUUGCUGCCAGAGAUGGAAACAUCCAGGAGGGAGAUGUUGUGCUUAAGAUCAAUGGCACAGUCACAGAGAACCUAUCACUAAUAGAUGCCAAGAAGCUGAUUGAGAGGUCAAAGGGCAAGUUGAAGAUGGUGGUGCAGAGAGACGAGCGAGCUACGCUGCUCAACAUUCCUGACAUGGAUGACAGCAUCCCAUCAGCCAAUAACUCCGACAGAGAUGACAUUUCAGAAAUACAUUCACUGACAUCAGACCAUUCCAAUCGAUCCCACGGGCGAGGUAGUCGAUCACGUUCACCUGACAGGCCCGAACCAUCAGACCUUCUCCGUCACUCACCUCGGCAGAUCAGCAAUGGCAGUUGGAGCUUCCAGAUGAGGGCAGGUUCACUGUUGCACAGAUUACUUCCAAUUCAUCGAAGUCGAGAUGAGGAUCGCCCAUCCAAAGCAGGGGUCAUGUCCACACCAGUCAAAAGCUCUGAUGAUGGUGUAAUGUCACAGGCCAGCGACCAGGCCAGCUCCAGAGAUGACAAACUGUUACCUCCGCUGCCUGAACCAAAGCCAGUUUAUGCACAGCCUGGUCAGCCUGACGUGGACCUGCCUGUCAGCCCCUCUGAUGCCCCCGUACCCAGCGCCGCUCAUGAUGACAGCAUCCUCAGGCCGAGUAUGAAGCUGGUCAAGUUCAAGAAGGGAGAGAGUGUCGGUCUGCGGUUAGCAGGAGGGAACGACGUGGGGAUUUUUGUGGCAGGUGUUUUGGAGGACAGUCCUGCAGCCAAGGAGGGGCUGGAGGAGGGAGACCAGAUUCUCAGGGUGAAUAAUGUGGACUUUGCCAACAUCAUCCGGGAGGAGGCUGUGCUGUUUCUGCUGGAUCUCCCAAAAGGAGAAGAAGUUACUAUUUUGGCCCAGAAGAAGAAGGAUGUGUAUCGGAGGAUAGUGGAAUCGGACGUGGGUGACUCCUUCUACAUCCGGACACAUUUUGAAUAUGAAAAAGAGUCGCCGUACGGGCUGAGCUUUAACAAGGGCGAGGUGUUCCGUGUAGUAGACACGCUCUACAACGGCAAAUUAGGCUCCUGGCUCGCAAUCCGUAUUGGCAAGAACCAUCAAGAAGUGGAAAGAGGCAUCAUUCCCAACAAGAACAGAGCUGAGCAGCUAUCCAGUGUCCAGUACACCCUCCCCAAAACACCAGGCGGCGACAGAGCGGACUUCUGGAGAUUCAGAGGACUGCGAAGCUCCAAGAGGAAUUUGCGGAAGAGCAGGGAGGACUUGUCGGCUCAGCCAGUUCAGACCAAGUUCCCUGCCUAUGAGAGGGUGGUGCUGAGGGAAGCUGGGUUCCUGAGGCCGGUGGUUCUCUUUGGGCCGAUAGCGGACACGGCCAGAGAGAAACUGGCCAGGGAGGAGCCAGACAUUUUUGAACUAGCAAAAACACAGCAACAACAAGGAGUGGAAAAGAGUGAACCCAGGGAUGCAGGAACCGACCAGAAGAGCUCCGGCAUCAUUCGCCUGCACACGAUCAAACAGAUCAUUGACCGGGACAAGCAUGCAGUGCUGGACAUCACCCCUAAUGCAGUGGAUCGUCUGAACUACGCUCAGUGGUAUCCAAUUGUGGUGUUCCUCAACCCAGACACAAAGCAGGGCGUGAAGACCAUGAGGACCCGCCUCUGCCCUGAGUCUAGGAAGAGCGCCAGGAAACUGUUUGACCGAGCCCUCAAAUUAAGGAAGAACAACCACCACCUCUUCACCACAACCAUUAACUUGAACAACAUGAAUGAUGGUUGGUUUGGAGCGCUGAAAGACACAAUCCAGCAGCAGCAGAACCAGCUGGUGUGGGUUUCAGAGGGCAAGGCUGACGGGGCAGCUGAGGAUGACCUGGACAUCCACGACGACCGCCUGUCCUAUCUGUCGGCACCAGGCAGUGAGUAUUCAAUGUACAGCACCGACAGCCGCCACACCUCCGACUACGAGGACACGGACACAGAGGGCGGAGCCUACACCGACCAGGAGCUGGACGAAACGCUGAACGACGACGUGGGUCCACCCGCGGAGCCUGCCAUCACCCGCUCCUCUGAGCCUGUUCGUGACGACCCGCCUGUCAUCCAGGAGCCCCCUGGCUACGCCGUCUACCCGCACACGGUGCAGCCGGACCCCCUGAACCGCAUCGACCCGGCUGGAUUCAAGGCACCAGUGCCGCAGCAGAAAGCAGAGGCCGCUGCCGUCCCUAGCGUCCCCCAGCAGCCUGAGCCCCUGGCUGAGACAGUGCCCCCUGCUGUCGACGUUACUGUAAAAACUGUAGGGGGUCUGAGCCCUGACGAGGCUCCUGCAGCUCCUCACAGCCAGCCAAGCCCCAUCCCAGAGGCUGGCUCACUUAGGAGGCCCACCCCUGAGCUAGCACCUCAGAGCGUCACACCAGAACCUCUUCAGUCUGGACUGGCCAGUUCAGAACCAAAGAUGUUUCAGAAGGAUCCAUACAGCGCAGACAACAUGGGGAGAAUCGGUCACAGCAUGAAGCCUGUGUCUUACAACCCUCAGCCGGGAUAUCCCCCUGAGCAGCAGCCAUACAGAGAUUACGACCACCCACCCAGUCGGUAUGACGUCAGCAGCAGCGGAGUCAGCAGCGGAGGUGGUUACCCAGAACCAAAGUACCGAAACUAUGACUCUAACCCGCCCUACGAGAACAGUGUGCCUCACUACGACCAGCAACAGUGGAACCCCUACAACCAACCGCUCACUACUGCCAACUCCUACGACCCCCGUUUGCCAUACAGUGACGGCCCUGACUCCCAGUACACCCCUCCUCUCCGCUAUGACGAGCCCCCGCCUCAGCAGGGAUUCGACGGACGGCCUCGCUACGGUAAACCGACAGGCCCAGGUCCUGUCCGUUAUGAUGAUCCUCCACCUCCUGCUCCAGUAUCUGACCUGCACUACGACCAGGAUCCUCACCUGAGCACGUACCCCUCAGCUGCCCACUCCCCAGACCCCCCUGCCCAGCGGCCUGCCUAUAACCAGGGACCAACGCCGCAACAAAAGAGCUACAAACCUCAGCAGUAUGACCCCGUUCCUGUGAACUCUGAAACCAGCCCCACACCACCUCCCAAAACAGAGGCCCCCUCACCUUCCCCUGCGGAGGCUCCAAAUCCUUUCCCCGCCAGAGUAGAGCAACCGGACGACCCCGCCUCUCGGCCUCAGUCAGUCCUGACAAGGGUCAAGAUGUUUGAGAACAAACGCUCUGUGUCCGUGGAUAGAGCCAAAGAUGCAGGGGAUUCAUCUGGGAACAAGGCAGCCGAUCUACCUUUGAAAGCAGGCGGAGUCAUCCCUAAAGCAAAUUCUCUGAGCAACCUGGAUCAAGAGAAGACCUUUAGAGCCCCAGGGCCUCAGCAGCCUCCGCAGCCUCAGCAGCCUCCGCAGCCUCAGCAGCCUCCACAGCCUCAGUCCAAGGUCCCUGAUGACAUUGUGCGCUCCAACCAUUACGACCCUGAUGAGGACGAGGACUACUACAGGAAACAGCUGUCUUACUUUGACAGGCUCCAGACUGGUCCCAACAAACCCCAGCCACAAGCACAAACCACUAACAACUACCCCAGGACGGAGUCAGUGGAGAAACCAAGUCCAGUGGAGAAAAAAUAUGAACCAGUUCCCCAGGUGACGCCUUCUCUGCCACCAGCCACACUGCCCAAACCCGCACCUGAAGCCAAGCCUUCCGGCCGAGACGACACUGUCCAGACCAACUUCCUGCCUCACAAGAGUUACCCUGAGAAGUCUCCAGUUAACGGCACCAGUGAACAUCCUCCAAAAACAGCUCCACCAGCAACCAGCUACAACCGCUACACGCCCAAGCCCUACACCACGUCUGCCAAGCCUUUUGCGCGCAUGUUCGACAGUCCUAAAUUCAACCACAACCUUCUGCCCAAUGACAAGCCUGACACUGCUCCAAAGGGCCGGAGCUCCAGCCCAGUGAAGCCUCAGAUACCCCCUCAGCCCCUGAACACAGACCAUGACAGCGGCCUGGACACUUUCACACGCACGAUGGACCAUCGCUCCAAAAACCAGCACAACAACAUCAACGCCGUGCCCAAGGCCAUCCCUGUGAGCCCCAGUGCCCUGGAUGAUGAUGAGGAUGAAGAUGAAGGCCACACAGUGGUUGCAACAGCUCGAGGUAUCUUCAACUCUAACGGCGGCGUCCUGAGCUCCAUCGAGACAGGUGUCAGCAUAAUUAUCCCUCAGGGUGCCAUCCCUGAAGGCGUGGAGCAGGAGAUCUACUUCAAAGUCUGCAGAGACAACAGCAUCCUGCCGCCUCUCGACAAGGAGAAAGGAGAGACUCUGCUCAGCCCUCUGGUGAUGUGUGGACCUCAUGGCCUCAAGUUUUUGAAGCCUGUGGAGCUGCGCUUACCUCACUGUGCGUCUAUGACCCCUGAUGGUUGGUCUUUUGCUCUAAAAUCCUCCGACUCCUCGUCGGGUGACCCAAAAAGCUGGCAGAACAAGUCUCUCCCCGGAGACCCCAACUACCUGGUGGGAGCCAACUGUGUCUCUGUGCUCAUUGACCACUUUUAGGACAGAGCGGCAGGUGUGAUGUUACUGAAUGUGGAACCGUUUGGGGGAUAAAAAUGAAGAAGAUGGACACACAUAUACACUGACGGAUGCACUCCAAAAACACACACACACACACACCACAUAAUGGAGUAUGAAGAAGAUCCAGUCAGUGCUGUUUACUGCACCCGCGGAUGAAGGACACUGAUGAUCGUUACAAGCUGUUCUUUAAAGCCCAAUUUGAAGUUUUGAUGUGAAAUGAAACCAUGGAUGCAUGCCCCCCCCUGAGGAUUGACACUAUAUAUAAGGCUAAUGUUUAAUGUAAUUUUGACAUGAAUAUAGAUGGAUGGAUGGCUUUUGAGGCAGCGUACAUGCUUCAAAAUGUCUUGUGUUGGUAAUAUUUAUGCUAUAUAUGCAUACAGUAUAUAUAGUAGUAUAGAGAAGAUUUACUAAAAUUUUACUCAUGAAUUCAAUUACCAGUCAACCUCCGGUUAUUUUUCAGUUGAGGUGACUGAAAACAAACAUGUAUCUCCACGUUUCUUUUUCCACAUUGAAGGACAUUUAAUGAAGGUUUUGAGAGGUUAAACCAGAGAUGGUGACGAGUAUCUGUCGAAGGCAAAACAUGAAGCUGAAUAUGAACCCGAGCAGCACACUAUUUAGAGACGUUCUUCCUCUAUUCUUCCUUUUCCUACAGUGAUAUCUUGUAGCUUAACUUCUUCCGGCGUCUCUCCUUCCAGCCUGAGGGAGAUCUAUGCAUGUUCUUUACUCAGGUCCAGUAGCAUCCUCAGUUCCUUCCUCACAUCUAUAUCUCUCUCUCUUUCUCUCUCUCUCUCUCUCUCGCUCCUCUUCCUCCUCCUCUCUCUUUCUCUUCUCUCGGUGCACUCUCGCACUCACACACAAAUAAGCAGUGAUGCCUUAUCUGCAGAUUAUUCACUUUUCAUUAAGAAAAACAAAAUAAGUUAUGAUAAAUUAUGGUAUAAUGUCAUUUGUUUUGCCAUUUCUCUGUGAACCCACUGUAUAAAUGAACUUGGGUUUAGCACACAAUUACAGUUUAUAAAGGAUAACAAAGGUAUGCUCUUCUUUCAUCUGCUAUGCAUUACUUAAAAAAAAAAGAAGAAGAAAACAACAGAGAAGAAGUGGCUGUAAAUAAAGCUAGCAUAUUGCCUUGUUUCUUUUGUUUGUAAAUGAACUUUUUGUAUGUCUUUCUUUUUUGUAUAAAACUUAGAGAAAACAUGUUUUAAAAAGUGGAAGAAAGUGAACGUGGUUAUCUUUGUAUUCUGGAUAUACCCUCGAGCCUUGGAACUUGUAACCUAACGAUAAUACAUCACAUCUUUUCUACCAAUAUAUUCACACUAUGUUAUGGUCACGGUAAUAAAAAGCUCUUUUUAUGGCUCUUUAAGGAUCAGGAAAGUGCUUGGGCUAAAAUACAUUUAAAACAUGUUCUUUUAAAAAGGGUGUGCUCUCAAAGUGUCCCCCUCACUGAUUUGUGAUACUGGAUGCUGUAUCGUGUGCCCUUAAAUGUAUUUUUGUACUAAUAGACGAUAUAUGAUGUAUGGCACACCAGUACCAUUUUAUUUUUAGAUAAUAACACGGCUUUAAUUGGAUAUUAGCUCUUCACGUGUGGCUGACUUUUUUCCUCUUCUGCAACACAAUUUUAAGUAUACCACUGUAUUAAUAAAUAAAAUCAUUUUUAAAGUAAA